Rotaria sordida is the source of this 659-nucleotide messenger RNA. The record is from the annotation of a GenBank genome assembly. NCBI's taxonomy places the organism in Eukaryota, Metazoa, Rotifera, Eurotatoria, Philodinida, Philodinidae.
AUGUAUUUUCGUUGGGUAUUAAUAGUUUUUAUAUUAUUGUGUUUAAUACAUACUUCUUUAUCAGACGCAAGUCAUUGGGAUUAUGGUCAUGUUGGACCAGAGGUUUGGGAAGAUUCAUAUCCAAUCUGUCAAGGAAAGGUUCAGUCACCAAUCAAUAUUUUAACAGCAUGUACUGUUUAUAAUGCAUUUCCCGCUUUUCAAUUUUCACCUGCUACUAAUGCAACGCAAAAUUUUACAAUUACAAACAAUGGCCAUACGAUUACAGCUACACAAGUCGACAAAAAUGCAUUUCCUCUAACAUUGUCUGGCGGUGGUUUAAAUGAAACAUAUCAAUUUGCUAAUUUUCAUCUUCAUUGGGGUGAAAACUAUAAAUCUGGCAGUGAACAUCAAAUAAAUGGUGAUAACUAUGCAGGUGAAAUUCAUUUCGUUUAUUCAAAUUCAACAACAAAACGAAAUGCUGUACUUGGCAUAUUUAUUAAGAGCAGUAAACCAAAUGUACAUACAAGAAGAAAAAAACGUAUAACGAGAGAAAUUAACAGCACUAAUAAUUCAACAGUAAUUGCAUGGGAACAAUAUUUUUCAACAGCUGAUCAAUUAAAUAGUACAAACGACACAAAUUUAAUCAGUUUACAAUUAUCAAUUUUAAUGAAUACGAAUUU